Molecule: messenger RNA, 2391 nt
Organism: Theileria orientalis strain Shintoku
Lineage: Eukaryota; Apicomplexa; Aconoidasida; Piroplasmida; Theileriidae
Exons: 4
Coding region: 1-2391 (796 amino acids)
Cellular component (GO): mitochondrion
Source: RefSeq, a predicted model, not a curated record
AUGUUUUUUAUAUUUCUUGCACUAUUUUGGCUAAAACAUAUAAAUAUAGCACUAUGUAUACUAUUAAACAGUUAUAAUGUUUUUAAUAAUCCAUUAUUCAACAUAAAUAGGCCAAUAAUUGGCGCUCACACAAAAGGUGGGCUGUGUAAAAUAGGAAAUUUAAAAUAUAAUUUUUUGUACAUUAGUCCCUUAAACACGGGAAUAAAUAAUACAUCCUUAAGAUAUUCAUACCUUAAUGGAUCGGAUGAUCAUGAUAUCGCAGGAGUAAAUCUCACACACGACCCUUUACUUAAGGCCGAGAAUUCUGUGGAGGGUGUAACUGAUGUUGAAGCAGAAUUGUCGAAUUUAGAAGCCAGUGGCUCACACAAUUCAAAUAUCGCAGAAAAAAGCAAUUCUCCUUUUAAAAUUGGCAUUAAUGAUUUAGUACAAGCAGCUUUAAACUGGAAAUUUGACAAGAGCCCCGAGCCUGAAAUAACAGAAAAGGAAAUAGAGGAGAUACACCAAAAGUUUAUAAAAUCAUCAGAGGAUGACAGUGAAUCAACAUUUCAUCAGAUUCUGACCAGGUCUAUUAAUAAAAAGUUGGCACAAAACGACAGAAGUAAGGUCAAGGAUGAUAGGACGAAGGUUAGGGAGCUGCUGGGAGAGUUUUCGAUAGAAUUGGAAGGAAAAAGGUGCCACGGAUGCGGAGUGUCACUUCAACAUAAGGAUGAGCUUAAAAAGGGCUAUGUAGACAGAGAAUACUUUGAUCAAUGCAGUAAAGAUACAUCAGUAAAGUGUAAACGAUGUUGUUCCCUGAGAAGCGGAACCUUCUUUCUGAGUGAAGAUCGCAUUAAAAUGAGUUCUGAUGGCAGCAGUAGCAUUACUGGUGGCUUCCCAAGCACCAGCGUUGAGAUAGAUGGAAGUGUGUACGACGCUAGUGUUGACCUAUUUGAGGCCGAUAGGGAGCUAGUUAAAAGGGAGUUUGAGAAAGAAAUCGAUGCAGUAAAUAGAAUUAAACAGGCCUCAAUUGAAACAGUGAACAUAGUUAGAAAUAUGCUGAGAAUAAAGAAGAAAAAGAGGAUAACAAUCUUGUACAUAGUAGAUGCGGUAGACCCACACAUAGACACUGGUUUACUCGAUCUGAUUAGAAAACGCCAGGAUGAAUUCAUGACAACCAGGGGGGAUUUGGCUACACAUCAGGGAGAUAGUCAGUUAACUAAGGAACCACAGAGGAGUAGAAAGGACACACUAAAGACGAGUAGUGGUAGACUACAGAGAAGAUGCGGAGGAAUAAAAGUGUAUUUGGCGGUGAACAAGAUCGAUUUACUGCCCAGAUAUAAAAGGGAGGAUUUGGUAGUGUAUUUUCGCAACAUGGUUAACUCAAAGGUGGACAUAGGACUGAGAACGAAGAAUAUAUUUCCAAUAAGCUGUAAAUAUAAUACGAACGUCGAUUCGCUGCUGAACGUGAUACUGUCUGAAGCGAAGAAGCUAGGAAACCAAGUAUUAUUCAUAGGGCCAACAAACUCAGGAAAGUCAACGCUGAUCAACGCAAUACACACAAUCUUAAAUACUCAUCGCAACAAGGAAAGAUCACGUGGACAUUUCAGUUCUAAUUUUGACUACACAGUGAACGGGUUAACAAGUUUUGAUGAUACUGGUACCUUGAGUAAUUUGGAAGAAAAGCUAAUAGACCCUAUGAAUGAAACAAACACUCCAACUAACGCCACAAAAGAUGAUAUAGCAUCAUUAGACUCUAGUAGAAGCAGGUCUAUGGAUAGUGGGAUAGGCAGUGGUGAUGAUAAAAAGGCGCUUUCAACAAAGGUUACCAGUAGCAUAGUUCCAGGUACCACUCUGGGGGUACUGGGCAUACGGCUUGGGAUGGGACUGAAGGUGUACGACACGCCAGGGAUAUUCAUACCCAACUCGUUUAUAUCGUAUCUCGACAACGAUCAGCUGAAGGAAGUGAUCAUUAAUAACACAUGCUCGAACAAGUCAAUUAGGAUCACGAAGGGACAAACUCUGUUGAUCGACAAAUACGCCAGGAUAGACGUGACCGCAGGCAGAGACUUUUUCGUCAAGUGCUACCUGUCAGAUAAGCUGAAGCUGUUUGUGAAGAAGACGCACCGCGUGCCCAGGUUCCUCGAAAGAGAGUUCCCCAACGCUCAGCUGUGGUACCCAAAAGCUUCAUUAGACAGUUGUACAGCCGACACCACCCCUAAGAAGUUCAACAUUGUUCUAAGCGGGUGGGACUCUGCAACAUGUGACCUGUGCAUCAAAGGACUCGGGUUUCUUACUCUCGGCGGCGCCCUGAGGAUACUUUUUGACCUCCACACGAGAGACAGCAUAGAGCUAAGUCUGAGAACCCCAAUGUUUCCCAAGAACAUAUUCCCGUUUAAGCCGCGCAAGUCCUGA